GUGGACACAAGUUGAAAAACGUAUUGGGGUGUUACCAUUUAGUGGUCAAUUGUACGGAAUAUGUACUGUGCUGUGCAAUCUACUAAUAAAAGCUCCAACCAAAAAGGCCUAAUCAAACUAAUCAAAGCAUUCCAACCUGGCUUGAUCAUGUAUGCAGUACUCCCGCCAGCCCGCAGGGUGCAACAGCGAGGCGAAGGUGUCACAGCGAGGCAGCAGCGGGGAUGAGUUCCAUCCGUUCAUCGAGGCUCUGCUGCCGCAAGUCCGCGCCUUCGCCUACACGUGGUUCAACCUGCAGGCCAGGAAGAGGAAGUACUUCAAGAAGCACGAGAAGAGGAUGACCAAAGAAGAAGAGAGAGCCGUCAAAGAAGAACUACUCGGGGAGAAGGCAGAGGUGAAACAAAAGUGGGCCAGUCGUCUCCUGGCCAAGCUGAGGAAGGACAUCAGACCUGAAUGCAGAGAAGACUUCGUCCUGUCCAUCACCGGCAAGAAAGCGGCGUGCUGCGUCCUGUCCAACCCGGACCAAAAAGGCAAAAUGAGACGCAUCGACUGCCUCCGACAAGCGGACAAGGUGUGGAGGCUGGACUUGGUGAUGGUGAUCCUCUUUAAAGGAAUCCCUCUGGAAAGCACGGAUGGAGAGCGUCUGGUGAAGGGCGGCCAUUGCUCCAACCCGCUCCUCUGCGUGCAGCCCAGACACAUCUCGGUCUCCGUCAAGGAGCUGGACCUCUACUUGGCCUACUACGUGCACGAGAGAGAGGCGGAGCACAACAGCAGUCCUGGCCCUAGGGGCGUGUCUUCUGACCAGGAGGACAGUCGCACCGCCACCAUGGACGGUCCAGAGUUCCAGGACGCCUUCGUGACCUCGGGAGUGUUCAGCGUCACAGAGCUGGUGCAAGUGUCCAGAACUCCUGUGGUCUCCGGAGUGGGACCCAGUUUCUCCAUGGGGGAGCUGCAAGGCCACCUGGCCUACGACCUCAACCAGUCUGUCCCCCAACCCGUCAACGUGCGCCGCACUUUGGCCAGCACCUCGUCCAGCGGGAGUAAGCGCCAUAAGUCUGGCUCCAUGGAGGACGAGGUGGCCAGUCCAGGAGGUGAAUAUUACCACUCACCCUCGUCUCCUGCCAGCAGUUCCAGAAACUGGACAGACGACAUGGAAGGAGGUGUGUCUCCUCCGAUGAAGAAGGCCGAGCUGGACAGUCCUUCAGCCCAGGAGGAUUCUCCCAGACUGGGCUCCUUCACGCAGCACCAUCGGCCCGUCAUCGCCGUGCACAGUGGUCUGUCGCGUCCUCACCCCUCGCCGUCGCUUCAUUUCCCGUCCUCGUCCUACUUCCCCCACGGAGCCAUCAGGUACCCUCCUCACCUGGGCCAGGACCCCCUCAAGGACCUGGUGUCGCUGGCCUGCGACCCCGCCAAUCAAAGCUCCGCCUCGCUGAACGGCAGCAACCAGAUGAAAGUGUCCAGCCACUACAUCUCCUCCCACAUGUUGGCUCCCUCCCUGGGCCCGCCCCCUUCGCCCCUGCCCAGGACCACCAUGUGUGCAGACUCCAAGACCCCCAGCACUUCCUCCGAAGGCGGCCCAAACUCCCCCACGUCGCCCACGUACUCGGCCCCCGGCACGCCCCCCUCCAGCCGUUCCUCCUUUGUCGGGGUCACGCCUCGAGACCCCGGUGGACUCUACCAAGCCCAGUCUUGGUACCUGGGCAACUGACUAGUGCACAGUGACACACUACAUAAGACGCACCAGCAGUGAGCCACAUUGACUCUAAAUGGCUCUCAACAUGGAUCCUGUGCUCGGUGGGUGUGAGAGGCGGAGCUUCCCCAGGUUGGACGUCAAGCCUUUAACCCCGCCCCCCCGCAGGUGCUGCUUAUUAUAUAUGCAAAUAAGCCUUGCUUCACCCUGUAAUGACUCCUAAUGAGGGAAGAGCUCUUCAUUAAAAGUUUCUUUGCACUUUUUUUUUUUUUUUUGGAA
This is a messenger RNA of Entelurus aequoreus (snake pipefish), 1966 nucleotides long. RefSeq names its product nuclear factor I/C (gene nfic). Bases 152 to 1705 code for a protein of 517 amino acids. Gene Ontology annotation, molecular function: RNA polymerase II cis-regulatory region sequence-specific DNA binding; DNA-binding transcription factor activity, RNA polymerase II-specific. The record is from RefSeq and is a predicted model, not a curated record. Gene Ontology annotation, biological process: regulation of transcription by RNA polymerase II. NCBI's taxonomy places the organism in Eukaryota, Metazoa, Chordata, Actinopteri, Syngnathiformes, Syngnathidae. Gene Ontology annotation, cellular component: nucleus. The transcript is spliced from 13 exons.